Molecule: messenger RNA, 1236 nt
Organism: Rhodofomes roseus
Lineage: Eukaryota; Fungi; Basidiomycota; Agaricomycetes; Polyporales; Fomitopsidaceae
Exons: 7
Coding region: 1-1236 (411 amino acids)
Source: RefSeq, a predicted model, not a curated record
AUGUUCUCUCAGCUGGCCCAGCACAUAGCCCAACGCACGAUCAGGCUGCAGGUCCCGACGCGUUCGUUCAAAUCAUCGUCGUCCGAACGUAAAGCGGAACCUGUGAAACAAAGGAGAGAACCCAAGGCAGCCGCAAAGCCGUCAAAGCCGAAGAAAAGCAUGGACCGCCCACCCAAGACUAAGCCACCCAUUGUCAAACGACUGACCAAGGAAGACAUGCCGCCUAAACAGCCCUCCAAGCCUUACUUCUUAUUCUCAACAGAAUAUUGUCGGACCGUGCCGAAGGCCCCCACUCUUGCUGCGCAGCAUCAGGUGAGCAAAGCUGCCGCAAAGGCGUGGAAGGCUAUGGGUGAUGCUGGACGUCAGGUGUACCAUGAUCGCUAUGCCGAGCUGCGGGUAGAUUACAGCAAACGCCUUCAGGAGUACUUCGACAAGACCGACAGGGAGACCCUCAAAAGAGUGAAGCUUAAGCUGAAGGCCAGUCAUCGUUCCGUUCCGAGGGACGCGAAGCGUCCAUUGCUGCCCGGAUCCCCUUGGACGGUGUUCAUCCAGGAGCAGACCAAGACUAUUGGUCCCGCACCCCCGGGCGUGUGCCCUGUUGAGCAUAUCACCGAGAUGGUGGCAGAGAGAUGGUGUGCGCUGACUCCGGAGGAGCGAGCCCCUUAUGACGAGCGCUUUAAGCAGCUGUCGGAAGAAUACUAUUCAAAGACCAACAGUUGGCUUAUCACCGGGGCGUCCCGUGGCCUCGGUUUCGAGCUCGUCCGCCAGCUUACCUCCAUGCCCAACAACCUCGUGAUCGCCUCCUGCCGGAACCCGUCCUCCGCGUUGCACACCGUGAAGCUCGACGUACAGCGAGGAGAGCAUGCGUGCGGGCAGGUCGAGGCCUCGACUAUUUGUACAAUAAUGCCGGGAUCGCGAGGCCUUUCUUUUGUAUCUAUCCUGGAGCGUUGGCAGACUGAUCGGCGUAUGCGUCCUAUGGCAAUGCCCGCGCGACGAGGCGUCGGACUUCCCCUACAGCGGAUCCCUGUCGCUGCUCCAGACGCGCCUGCGAUGAUGGGACAGCUCUACGCGCCGCUCCUCGCAAAGGGCACCAAGAGGACGAUCGUCAGCAUUCGCUCGGGUACUGCGAACAUCGGGAAGGACGAGAGUCUCACGAACGUCAGUCAGAACGUCUCGACGGUACGCAAGUACUUACUUGCUGUCAACAUGUUGUCUCUCUACAGUUCUCAUGUCUGA